Molecule: messenger RNA, 767 nt
Organism: Chilo suppressalis (striped riceborer)
Lineage: Eukaryota; Metazoa; Arthropoda; Insecta; Lepidoptera; Crambidae
Source: the annotation of a GenBank genome assembly
GUUGACAAGUUUGAGUGCAAUAGAGGUUACUCGCAAUUUGUUUGCGGUUUUUCUAAUAUAUUUUCAUACAGAUUUGCUGGAAGAUGUCUAAUAUUAAUUUACAAUGUCUGUUAGGAAUACAGUGUAAUGAUUUUGUCAUGAUAGCUGCUGAUCAAACUAAUAGUCACAGCAUUAUGGUAAUGAAAGAUGACGAAGAAAAGAUCUACAAGAUAUCCGAUAGAUUGGUGAUGGGCGUGAUUGGUGACUCUGGGGAUACAAGUCAGUUUGCCGAGUAUAUUGCAAAAAAUAUUCAGUUGUACAAGAUGCGCAAUGGUUACGAAUUGGGCCCUACAGCAGCUGCAAAUUUCACUCGUCGGAACCUCGCCGAAUACCUACGUAGCAGCACCCCAUAUUUUGUCAACCUUUUAAUGGGUGGUUAUGACAAAGAGAAUGGCCCAGAACUGUACUUCAUGGACUAUCUAGCUUCUAGUGUGAAAGUCCCAUUUGCUGCUCAUGGUUUUGGUGGCUAUUUAAGUUUGAGCAUUAUGGACAGAUAUCAUAAAAAAGAUGCUACUGAACAAGAGGCAUAUGAAAUAUUGAAGAAGUGUAUUCAAGAAGUGCACAAGCGACUAUUUGUCAGCCUACCUAAUUUCCAAGUUACAGUGGUCAACAGAGAUGGAAUCAAGGUUCUCCCUGUGAUCAAUUCAGCUUCUUUACAGUGAUUUACUAUUUUUAAGGUGAAAAUAAAACAUGUUUCUACUUAUGACUAUAUAUUUUUCUUUCUUGGU